AUUUGCGCCAUUUCUAUUAUGGCCAGUAAGACAAAUCGUUCCAGAGAAAAAUUAAUAUUAUUUGAAAACAAAAGAGACAUGCUAUUGGAAUGACAUGGAAGUACAAGUUCAUCUUAUUGUCAGUGAUCAGAAAUGAGAUCACAUGAAAAUUACGGAAAGCAUCGGUUACGUUCGUUCGACAUUCGUAAACUUUCGUUUUCAUUCGGGGUAAAUCGGGGACAAUCGGCUUGGCGGGUAGUUUUGCGGUCGCGUGGCUUCGUUCGGCUUUCAGUUUAUAAAUACCGUUCCGUGAAGUAACAUCGUGACGUGUGAAUUGAAUUUCAAACUUUUUUUUUGUGCUUCUUGAACAAUAAGUGAUACAAUCAGUGAAUAGUUUUAAAUAUAUACAACCAUACGACAUCGUAGAAUACAGUAAAACAUGAUUUAACUAUGUUUUUGGCAGUCAAAUAUUUUUUAAGGGGCGAGAGUGUGGCAACGCAUCGACGUGGUGGCGUGUAAAAACGGCGGCAAGGAAAGCAUGCGAAGAAAAGAGGGCGGAGGAAGAUUUGUGGUCGCGAGGGAAAGGAAGGGCUCCCAAGGAAUCGCGUUAGGGGAAGGGAGAUCGUCGAAAAUUGUCGAUGCAGUUGGUCGUAGCGUGUGAGAGGCGGCCACGAUGGAAAACGGGGUGGUGAACGGUGGACAAGUGGAUCCUGCUUCUCAAGUGUCGUUGUUAAGAAGUUAAUCGCAGCCAUGUCGAACGAGACAAAUGCCACGGACGAUUUUCUCGAUUACGAUAUCAACGACUCGUUGAGCCACUUCGAUUGGGCGGAAUUGGGGCCUGUCCUCGUCGUCUACUCCCUCACGUUUUUCCUCGGAUUAAUCGGAAACGUCGUCAUCAUUGGUUCAACGCUGUGCCCCAGACUGAGACCUUUACCAGCGACACCGACCAACGUCUUUCUAGGUGGUUUGGCAACUGCCGAUCUCUUGCUUAUACUCUUUUGCAUUCCCGUGAAGGUGGCGAAGCUGUUCUCAUACACGUGGACUAUGGGCCUGUUUCUAUGCAAGUCGGUGCACUAUAUGCAGAGCGUCUCGGCUAUUUGCUCGGUCGUCACGUUAACCGCAAUGUCGAUCGAAAGAUAUUACGCCAUAGUUCAUCCUAUGCGGGCCCAAUACACGUGCACGAUAAGCCAGGCUCGCAAAAUAGUAAUUACAACUUGGGUGGCGUCCUUCCUUCUUGGUAUACCAAUGAUCUUCACACAGACACACAAGGAAGUCGGAUUGAGGGUGAUCGCUUACUGGUGCGUUCGUGAUUCGGAAGGUGGACUUUUAUGGCGCGCCCACGAGGUUUAUAUGCUGGUGCUGGUCCUGGUGUUGCCCCUAGCCGUGAUGGCGUAUUGUUACACGGCCAUUUGCUGGGAGAUUUGGCGGGUCAUGAAGCGCCGAUACCACAUGACAUCACGCCGCGUACUGAAUCCAAGUAACGUGGACGCAGAAUCCAUACCCAUGACACAGAGGAAUAGCGUGCGAAACAAUAAUCGUCGUUCUCAACGAGAGGACAAUCAAACGGAAGAAGAAUCUCGUACGAUAAGACAGGUGGUGAAGAUGUUGGUGGCCGUGGUGGUGUUGUUCGUCAUUUGCUGGGGUCCAAUUCUCGUGGAUAACAUGCUAACAGCUUAUGGAUACCUGCCACACGUAAAAGCUGGCACGUACAAGCAUCUUAACACCGCUUUUCAGCUGAUGGCUUAUUUUAACAGUUGCAUAAAUCCAAUCGUUUACGGAUUUAUGUCGAAACACUUCAGGGAGAGUUUUCUGGCCGCUGCCUGCGGCAGCUGGUGGAUCUGUUGCCCCCGAAGAGGGUACAGGGCGCCGGUGAAGAGGCAUCCGAGCUUAAGUCAGACAAGGACGACCAGUAUAAGAUGGACUUGAUUAUUUCGUCAUGCCCGGCCCUUGGCACUUGUUUCGCAGGUAAAAAACUGGUCGGCCAUUGAACUAUGCCGGAAGAGGCUAGAAAGAGGAAGAAACCGUUCCUAAUGAGAAAGACGAUGCUACUUCGAGUUUAUCGUUUGUUGUUGAGUAAUCAAUGUGAAUUUCGAAACGAUUUUUCAUCAUUUUUUCGCCGAACGUAGUAUUCCUCGAGCUGAUGUAAAUGCUGAAAACUCGUAUUUGAAGGUAUAUGUAGAUAGGAUUUUCUUUUUUAAUUAUGAACAACUGGAAUAUGGAAUCUGGAAUAUUGCGGUGAAAGAAGGAAACUUUCAAAAUCUAACAUAAUUCGAUAUUUAAAAAUUAUUUACGACUCGGGCAAAAUCUUUUUUAAUCGUCGAUAUUUUUAAGAGGUCGCGAAAAAGGGGAGAAACAUUAUGAAGCUUGAGUAGGAUAAACGCUUUCUCAAAUCUCUGAUUAAUUGUAAAGCAAUAUAGUCUAUGUGUCUAUUUAUUUGUACAUACGUAAAUGUAUAUAUAAUUUUCAUAAAACUGCAUGCAAAUCAAGCAAAUGGAAGAAGGAAGAAUAGAUAAAAAGAAUAGAUAGAAACGCAUUGUACAAAGGCAAGGAAAAGGACGAAAUGUCGGUGUCGAAUCACGCAAUUGUGAGCUUACAUCGAUAUAUAUCAUAUACCUAUAUAUAUAUACUCGCUCAAGUUAUUAGCUAUCAAUCGGAAAUCUUGGCCGAUUUUCGAACAAUGGGAAAAAGAAUCGCUCUAAUCAAUCGUGAAACAACGUAAGUUCUUUACAUACUUAUCAAUUCACGGUUGAUCCCCAAAAAUUGUAUUAUAAUUUUUAUCGCGCGUUAAGGCGAAUUCUCAAAUUUAUACUAUAUAAUAUAUAUAUAUAUUUAUAUGCCAAGGUCGAGCAUAAAUAUUUUUUUUAAAAAGGAGAAACUUUUGAAAUUAUGCUUCUUGUGUCAGAAGAAGAGAAUCUUAAAAUUUAAUCUAAGAAAGUUCCUCUCUCUUGUCAAUAUUAAGAAAUGAAAUUUGUUUUGAUAUUUUACAAAGGUAUUCGUGUAGAUCACGUUAAUAAAUCCUCUUCCAUUGGAGUUUUCCAUUGAAUGUAAAAAUUGAAUUGAAUUAAAUUAAUUAAAGAGAGGAACAAUAAUGGGACGAGCUUAACGACUUAUCGACACGACUUCCACUCGAAUUAAUUAUGAAUUUGUUCAAAUUUCUACGAUCAGGAUGUGUAAUAAUACGGAAGGGUAUGUGUGUGUGUGUGUGUGUGUGUAUGUAUGUACGUAUGUAAAUAUAAGCGACAAGUUCUGGCGAAUUCGUUUCGCGACAUCAUGCUACUUUAUACUUUCUCCUUUCCCCAAUUUCCAUGAAUUAAUUUUGUAAAUUUAUGCGCCGGCCUGACGUAUGAUAAUUUACAAAUAGGAUAUGUAUAUAUUUAAAUGGUGUCUCCUCCGUAUUUAAUUUUAUGAAAGCAUUUCCACGGAAUUGUAACGAUUUUUUACGCGUGCGUUUCCAUGUAAAUAUUGGAAUAAAUUGUCGAAAGAUA
Messenger RNA from Apis cerana (Asiatic honeybee), 3464 nucleotides. Its product is annotated as QRFP-like peptide receptor. Gene Ontology annotation, cellular component: plasma membrane. Gene Ontology annotation, molecular function: neuropeptide Y receptor activity. Gene Ontology annotation, biological process: G protein-coupled receptor signaling pathway. The record is from RefSeq and is a predicted model, not a curated record. NCBI's taxonomy places the organism in Eukaryota, Metazoa, Arthropoda, Insecta, Hymenoptera, Apidae.